Messenger RNA from Zonotrichia leucophrys gambelii, 1921 nucleotides. RefSeq names its product inositol hexakisphosphate kinase 2 (gene IP6K2). Gene Ontology annotation, biological process: phosphatidylinositol phosphate biosynthetic process; inositol phosphate biosynthetic process. Gene Ontology annotation, cellular component: cytoplasm; nucleus. The record is from RefSeq and is a predicted model, not a curated record. NCBI's taxonomy places the organism in Eukaryota, Metazoa, Chordata, Aves, Passeriformes, Passerellidae. The coding region runs from base 297 to 1634 and encodes 445 amino acids. Gene Ontology annotation, molecular function: inositol hexakisphosphate kinase activity. The transcript has 8 exons.
CCCGCUCCCCCCGCCGCCGCUCCUGCCCCGGGGGCGGUCGCCGCUGGGGGAACAGUUGCCGUUCCGCCCGCCCGCAGCUCGGUGCCUGGCCCGGCGAGAGUUGGAACAUCAGCACACUCUGGAUGGUGGUGCUAUGUUGUGGAAUUUUGAAGACAAAAUAUUUUUUUGGCAGUCGUCCAGUCUGCUUCUUCCCUUUUUGACUUUUGAAUCACAGUAAACACCUGCGGGGCUCGGAGGCUUCAGGCUCUGAACUGCCUUCACCACUGCCGCCGUCUUCUAUCUAAUGUGCUACAAGGAUGAGCCCAGCAUUUGGAGCAAUGGAAGUGGAGCACUAUUCCAAGGGAGUCUUACUCGAGCCUUUUGUCCACCAAGUUGGAGGACACUCCUGUGUCCUCCGGUUUAAUGACAAGACCAUCUGUAAACCUCUUAUUCAGAGAGAACACCAGUUCUAUGAGACUCUCCCGACAGAAAUGCGUAAAUUCACUCCACAAUAUGAGGGUGUGGUAUCAGUGAGCUUUGAAGAGGAUGAAGAUGGAAACUUAUGUCUAAUAGCAUAUCCAUUAAAUGGGGACCACGAUAACCUAGAAAACUUAGAUAACUCUGACUGUGAACCCAAAAGUAAGCUAUUACGGUGGACUAACAAAAAAACAGUGUUGUUAGAAAAUGAGAAGAUAUCAAAGGAAUGGGUCCGGCAGCACAGGAAAGAGGAAAAAAUGAAAAGUCACAAACUGGAGGAAGAAUUUGAGUGGCUGAAGAAAUCUGAAGUCUUGUAUUACACUGUAGAGAAAAAAGGAAAUGUCAGUUCUCAGUUUAAACACCAUAAUCCUUGGAGCAUGAAAUGUCACCAGCAACAGUUACAGCGGAUGAAGGAAAACGCAAAGCACCGAAAUCAAUAUAAAUUCAUUUUGCUGGAGAACCUGACAUCUCGCUACGAGGUGCCGUGUGUGCUGGACCUGAAGAUGGGCACCCGGCAGCACGGCGACGACGCGUCCGAGGAGAAGAAGGCGAAUCAGAUCCGCAAGUGCCAGCAGAGCACCUCGGCCGUGAUCGGAGUGCGCGUCUGCGGCAUGCAGGAAAGUUUGCUGUCACAUCUCAGCAUGCAGAGGAUCAACCGGUACAUCCUAGAGCAGAGGCAGGUCUAUCAGGCAGGCACUGGCCAGCUGAUGUUCAUGAAUAAAUACCAUGGAAGAAAACUCUCAGUCCAAGGAUUCAAAGAAGCACUUUACCAGUUCUUUCAUAACGGCAAAUACCUGCGCAGGGAACUCUUUGAGUCCGUUAUUAAAAAACUCACUGAACUCAAGUCUGUGCUGGAGAAACAGGAGUCCUAUCGCUUCUAUUCCAGCUCCUUGCUGAUCAUCUAUGAUGGCAAGGAGAGGCAGGAGGUCGCCGUUGACUCGGAUCCAGAGGACCUAGAGGACCUUUCAGAGGAAUCUUCAGAUGAGUCGGCAGGAGCCUAUGCCUACAAACCCACUGCCAGCACUGUGGAUGUCCGCAUGAUAGACUUUGCCCACACAACCUGCAAGUACUAUGGAGAAGAUUCUGUGGUGCACGAGGGCCAAGACACGGGUUACGUUUUUGGACUCCAGAAUUUAAUAGAUAUUAUUAAAGAAAUAAGAGACGAAAGUAGUGAAUAAACAGUGUGAAUGCACAUCAGUAGAAAGCACUAUUGUGACUCUUUGUAUUCCAAAAUUAUUGGCCACUUUCUGGUGGUAGGAAUCUUUACAGGCUCUGCAGGGAUAAUCCUGUCAGAGUCAGACUUGUUCAGAGGGCAUUUACUUACAUUGGUGCUGGACCUAGCACUGGCAAAACUUGGUAUCCUUAUUUAUUUUAACUUUCUUAAACAUUCCAUAUUUGAUUACUCAGAUACCUCUGUUAUCCCUGUGUGUAUAUGUUCCAAUAAAAUUCUUUUUGUUCGUUGUAA